This is a messenger RNA of Musa acuminata subsp. malaccensis (wild Malaysian banana), 4763 nucleotides long. The record is from RefSeq and is a predicted model, not a curated record. NCBI's taxonomy places the organism in Eukaryota, Viridiplantae, Streptophyta, Magnoliopsida, Zingiberales, Musaceae.
CUUAGAACUCGGCCGAGUCGUCUCGGAGACACCACGGUGCUCUUGGCGUCGCACCCACCUGCGUUCUCCCCCUCCUCCCCCUCUCCUUCCCCAAUCCUAACCCUAAAUUUUGCGUCUCCUCCAAUCCAUCCAUCCAUCCGCCAUGACGAAUCACAACAGCAAGAAGCGCAGGCGACCCCUGAAGACCAAGAAAAGUAAGAAGAAACCCCCGGCGCUGCGACCGCAGAACGCGAACCCCGCCCAAGACGACGAUCCCGUCCUCUUCGGCGGCACCACCGACGAGGACCGACCCUCUGCCGCUCCCAACUCCGAAGUGAUCCAGGACCUCCUCGAGCUCUGCACCAAGGAGCAGCUGAUCGGCUUCCUCCUUGACGCCGCUGCCACCGACUCCGACCUCCCCGCCUGCAUCCGCGCCGCAGCCGACCGCGACGUCUCUCACCGCAAGGUCUUCGUCCAUGGCCUCGGCUGGGACGCCACCCGCGACGCCCUCCUCGAGGCCUUCGGCACCUACGGCCCCGUCGAAGACUGCAACGUCGUAAUCGACAGAGCCACCGGCUGCGCCAAGGGCUACGGCUUCGUCCUCUUCCGCACCCGCGCCGGCGCCGUCGAGGCCCUCAAGCAGCCGCAGAAGAGGAUCAGGAACCGACCCGUGUUCUGCCAGUUCGCUGCAGUCGGCCCCGCCUCGACCGGAGACACGGCCGGGAGGAAGGUUUACGUGAGCAACGUGCCCGCGAACGCAACCCUGGAUAAACUGAGGUCGUUCUUCUCUCGUUUCGGCGAGAUCGAGGCGGUGCCUUCUGGUUUCGACAUGCACACGGGGAAGUGGAAGGGUUAUGCCAUCUUUCUCUACAAGAAACUGGAGGGAGCCAGGAAGGCGCUCGAGGAGCCCUACAAGGUGUUCGAGGGCCACCGGCUGCACUGUCAGCCGGCUGCUGAGCCUUCCCAAAGAGGGAAAGCACCAGCUCCGUCCACCAACACCGCUUCCUCGGUCGCUUUGUUGGGACCGGCCCCGCAGCCGGUGCUGGCGGCCGUGGCGGCUACGCAGAAUCUUAUGUUGUACCGCCAGAACCCCGCAUACGCUGCACUGCUGGGGCGUAAUCCGCUUCUGGCAGCCGCGGCCCUCGAUCCUACUGCAGCUGCAGCGCUUAACCCAGCGGCGGGAGCAGGAUUGCUUUCGCCUCUGGGACAGGGACUGGGGGGAGUGGGGUUGGCAAGCGGAGCUCCUUCGCUCCUUGGGCCGUAUGGUUCUCAAGGAGCGACAGGUUUGCAUGGUAUGCAAUUGCACCAGGUGUCUCAGCUCCGGCAGUCAUCACCCACAAGGCUUAGCGGCUAGCUGGUUCUCGUGAGGAUUUCCUUCACAUCUCUUGUAACUGAUGUUUUCUUGAUUUUUCUUCAAAGAUUUUGUGUGUUACCUCUCUCUCUCUCUCUCUCUCUCUCUCUCUCUCUCUCUCUCUCAAUCUCCAUUCUAUUUAUUUUAUAUGUGCCUUUUAAGGGGCUUAGCUUCUUGUAUCAGAAACAAGAAGGUACAAACCUUUUGUUGUUUGUUUUGCCUUUGGAUAUUUAAAUUAGACCAUACAAAAGCAUUUUUGUUUCAGUAAUUUUUUUUCGGUUAAGGAUUACUAAUUUCAAAUACAUAAUAUUAGCCAUCACAUUCAGCCGUCCUUUUUUUCCCUUCUGUUUGAUAAUUGUGAAGAUAUUGAAGAUGGUUUGUUUUCUGAAACCUAAAGACCUACUACAGUUUAAUUCAACGAAAUUAUAUUAGUUGGGGCACUGUUACACGCAAUUGGGAAUUAAAGUGUUUGAUGCUUUUCAUUUGGAAGAUGGUUAGAAGAUUUCCAGAAGGCUUCCAUGGAGCCUCAUCUUGUCGAGUUGCUGCAGGACUUUCUAGUUCCUAGUAGCAAAGCACAUUCUGGGCAUACACAUUGUAAUGUGGUAAUCAACCAUACAUAUAGCGAUGCACACCCAAGAGUAUGGGUCUAACUUAAUCCGCUUGAAAAACAAAAAGGUUUGUGUGUAAAUUUAGUUUGUUGUUCAGAUGUGGACCCUUGAUAUGCCUGGUAAGAUCAUCUAUAACGAGAGAAAAAAGAUAAUGGUGAUGCAACUUUUACCUUGUUAACACACUUUGGACGGUGAUAUCUGAGGUCAAGUGGGUAGUGUGUGUUUAAAACCCACUGAAAACAUCAGGUGUGUGGGUGUACAUUGGGCGUGUUACCAGAAUGCCUGAUAUUUUCUACUUGAUUUAGCUCCAAAUCCCUUUAAAGUAAAGUGAGUAGGGACUGAACCAUAAUAUAUACCUGAAGACCCAAGUGGGUGUAUCUUUUGGUGGGUGGUAACUGGUCAGAUCCCAAGCGAAUUUUAUGUUUAAUCGAGAGUGGUGACUUAGAAUAUAGUAUCACUAUGUUAUCAUUAAUAUGCUGACAUCUUGUAGUUUAUUGUCUAUAUAAGUUAUAAUUAACUAGUUAUGGUGAAACUAAUACAUGUGUAUGUUUAUAUAUACCCUGUACAAUGUAAAAUUAAGUUAUCAGCUGCAUAGUUGCCUAAACCACUGAAAAAUUCCCCCUAGACUAGCCAAAAUGGCCAAAGUUAUUGAAACUACUUUUUAUCAGUGAAAAAGUUACUGUAUAGAACUCUGAAAAUUAAAAUUCUAAGUUGAGCUGCCAACUAGUUUCUAAAGAACUAUUAUAUAAUAGUUCGAGGCAUGUGAAAUAGUUGUGAAUACUUUGUUUUUAGUACCUUAGUUGAUGAAGAUGAGCAAUUCUGCUCUAGAAUAUGAUUGGUAAGAAUUUCAAAUCCUUGUAUCAUUUUUUUAUACAAUGAUUCUUUACUUUUUAAUAUCUAUGAAUUUUUAAUGAAUGACCUUUUUCUAUCAUUUCUUUCUACCUAUUAUGUAGUUUAACCAUUUGGCGGUUGCUCUUUUCCCCUCUGUUCUAUUUGUUUAUUGUGGAAUAUUGGCUUUUAGCCAUGCUAUUUACCAUAUCAGAACAUAAUCAGUAUGUACAACAAUUAUGAUUCAUUUCUUUAGUGAAACCUGCCGGUUUAGAAAAGUUCAUGAGAUAUUUUAUUCUGAUUUUUUGAUGUACUUUGGACCCUCAUUUACAGAUGUGAUGAAGCAAGUACAUGUUAUCAUCUUCAAACAUUAUAGCAUUCUAUGGAUGCAGUUCAUUUCUUUAGUGAAACAUGUUGGUUUAAAAAAGUUUAUGCAGCAUUUUCUUCCACUUUGUUGACAUACUUUGGACCCUCAUUUGCAGAUGUGAUGAAGCAAGCACUUUCUUAUUAUAUGAUAGCACUUCAACAAGUGUGAUGACGCAAGUACGUGGAGGAACUUAUUGGCAUCCUCAAGGGUGUUUCAGGAGGUCACAUGAUAAUUACGUAUGGAUCUCACUUUUGAAAUGUCCUUGACUUCUUCUAAUCUAAUUUCACCUUGUCUCGUCUAAGCUCUCUGUGGAACUUAACAGAGUUUAUCCUGCUACUUUAUUACUAUAAUUAUAAUAUUUUAUGUGUUUUUUAUAUAUGAUUUUUCCAAGUGCUCUCGUGGAAUUAUCUUUCUAUUUGGUUUAAUUAUUUUUCAUAUUGUCAAUCUUCUCAACUCCUUUUUAGUUCUUUACAUUUAGAUGAUUUUGCUUUGGGUUGGUACUUGCUUAUUUUGUCAUUCUUCUGCUGUCAUGUAAGCAUGUAUAUGGUUACUGCUGAAUUGAUCCCGUCACUUUUCUUUCAAGAUUACUUUAGAUGGCUUCUUUAUUUGGCUUAGUGUUUGCUAUAUGAGAAAACUUACUUUUUGCACCUUGUUAUGGAUUGUGGAAAAACACCAUACUACCUAAAAGUACAUUUUGAACCGGAGUUGAUUAUGAUGAGUUUCUUUUUUAUAAUUUGUACAUGAAAAUUUUGGUUGAAAGUUUAAUGUUGUGCAGCUUACACAAUAUCAUCGAAAAGGUGUUUCUUUUUUCUAAUUUAUUUUUUGUCUGCUUUAAGGAAUGUUCUUUUCGUUGCAUCAUUUCUUGCAAAAAUUUAGUGUAUUUAUGGCAUUAGCAUUCUUAAUUUAUAAUUUAAAACUAACCUCAUUUCCAAACAUGUCUUGUGUUUCCAAAACUGUCUUCCCAAAUUUUCUCAUUUUGUGGUAUUGGUGGUGAACAAGUUGAGGGUCAUUUUCAGUGACAUUUUCCUUUCCAUUGAGACAUUUUAUACAGCAGGCAAAUUUGCUUAAAUGUUAGUCCUCUGGAUAUUAACAUAUACAUCACUAUCAAUAUAGAUCGCAUCCAUUAUUAUUUGUAUGUGCAGUUCUUCAUGUCAAAAUAUAUUUGAUGGUUUGUGAUCCAUCACUGAGAUUUCCAUGCUUUUGUUCUCAUCUUCAUAAAGUAGUGACCAUUUGAAACUCGAAUAUCAUAGAUGGGUGAUAACUGUUCUGAAAUCUGUAGAAGUGGUGAUCAUUUGAAAUUUGGAUAUCUUCGAUGGGUGGUAGCGACACAUCUGCAUGUAUCAGCACUAGUAAGAUUCAUCAUACUGGGGAGAAUGUUUGAUCGUUUCUGUCGACUCGAUCACAUCCACCCUAUGACUGCAAGUCUCUUAACUCAGAGAACUUAGCGCUGUACCUAGGUGGCACUCAAUUCAAUUCCAUCAUAGAAAUCAUAUUUGCUCUUCUACAUGUCAUAGUAUGAUUCAGCUUUCUGAUCAUGGAAUCCAUAUAGUUUUAUGAUUAUGAAAUUAAUUGUGUUUGUUAUGCGGCUAGCUGUAGACUCUAUAUAGCUUAUACAAACAGAUCUCCUGAG